Molecule: messenger RNA, 1061 nt
Organism: Anastrepha obliqua
Lineage: Eukaryota; Metazoa; Arthropoda; Insecta; Diptera; Tephritidae
Gene: Clp
Product: cleavage and polyadenylation specificity factor subunit 4
Exons: 2
Coding region: 60-938 (292 amino acids)
Molecular function (GO): zinc ion binding; RNA binding
Source: RefSeq, a predicted model, not a curated record
UUCGAGUGGCAAUCAAAGAAUGUUUAUAUCGGUACUUGGAAUAAUAUUGUAGUACAAAAAUGGAAAUUUUACUAGCAAAUGUUAAUAACAUUGAUUUUAAAAUCGAGAAGGAUUUAGUUGAACAAAUUGGCGCUAUUGCUUUGCCAUUUUUCGGGAUGGACAAAUCAAUGGCUGCCGUUUGUCAGUUCGUAAGCUCUCAAAAUGGAAUUGAGUGUGAAAAGGGUUCAUCUUGCCCGUUUCGUCAUAUUAGAGGAGACAGAACUAUUGUAUGCAAACAUUGGCUUCGCGGACUAUGUAAAAAAGGAGACCAAUGUGAGUUCUUACACGAAUAUGACAUGAAAAAAAUGCCAGAAUGCUACUUCUAUUCGCGUUUCAAUGCUUGUCAUAAUAAAGAAUGCCCCUUCCUGCAUAUUGAUCCCGAAAGUAAAGUAAAAGAUUGCCCCUGGUACGACCGAGGGUUUUGCAGGCAUGGACCCCAUUGCAGACAUCGUCACGUACGUCGCGUGCUUUGUAGUAAUUACUUAGCUGGAUUUUGUUCUAAUGGCUGGAGUUGUAAAUUUAUGCAUCCUCGUUUUGAACUACCUCCGAUUUCUGACAUGACUAAAGAAUUGCUUCUGAAAAAAGUGCCUACGUGUCAUUUUUGUGGUGAAUUGGGUCACAAGGCUUCGGCGUGUAAAAAGAAUCCUGAUGCUAACGAAGCCAAUGAAAAUCGAUUCAAAUAUGGCAGUUUUCAAAAACCCAGUCAAAACUUUAGCUUUAAAGAAAACUCUGAGAUUAAAAAUAAUGCUGACCAUGUGUCGUCCAGCAAUAACUUUACCAAGGUACCGAAGCCUUUAGAUGAAAUAACUUGCUAUAAAUGUGGAAACAAGGGGCACUAUGCCAACAAAUGCCCUAAAGGUCAUUUAGCGUUUUUAUCAAAUCAAAGAAGUCACAAAUAAAAUAUAAAGUAACGCAAUUUAAAACUCCUGAAGACUUGAAAGGUACUGUUCUAUGAAAUAACUAGCAUACCUACAUGUACGUAGCAUACUUGUAAAAUGAAAAAUAAACCAUUUAUAAAAAUA